AUGAGAAGGCCAGCCUUGUCUUCCACUUCUGCCUCUCGUGCCUCUGGUUCUCAUGCCUCUGAUUCUCGUGCUUCUCCUCUGCAAUCGUUGCCUCCUGGAGGGAUUUGCGAGUGUGGUGAGUUGAUUUUGUACUUGACUUCACACACUUCAAUUAACCCAGGUCGCAAAUUCUGGAGAUGCAGGAAUUUCAAGACAGCCAAAGAUUGUGGAUUUUUUUUGUGGGAUGAUAAUCUAGACGGGCAAGGGCAAUGUGAUCAAAGACAACAAGAGGUUGAAUUACUGAAAACAAUGCUUGAAUUGGAGGAUUUGAAGAGGAAACAUGAUGAACUGAGCAGGAAAUUUGAGGAAAGCAAGAAGAAGAACAACAAACUGCAAAGGAAGCUUGACUGUGAAACCAUGAAGAAUAAUGUGGCAUUUUUCAGUGUUGGAUUUGCUGUGCUGCUGUGGGUGGUGGGAGAUUUAGGGUUAGAGAAGAGGUUAGAGAUUUAG
Molecule: messenger RNA, 489 nt
Organism: Lotus japonicus
Lineage: Eukaryota; Viridiplantae; Streptophyta; Magnoliopsida; Fabales; Fabaceae
Exons: 2
Coding region: 1-489 (162 amino acids)
Molecular function (GO): zinc ion binding
Source: RefSeq, a predicted model, not a curated record